This is a messenger RNA of Drosophila suzukii, 757 nucleotides long. RefSeq lists its product as uncharacterized. The record is from RefSeq and is a predicted model, not a curated record. Lineage: Eukaryota; Metazoa; Arthropoda; Insecta; Diptera; Drosophilidae.
AGAGUGUCUAAAAUAAAAAAAAAUACAUUCUUCCAGAAAAAUUCCCCUUAAGUCCGGACGCUAUGAACUAUAAAACAAAGUUCCCCUAUUCAAAUUCAUAAUGAUCUUGCACAGAUUAAUUAAGUUUGUGCUAUUUGCCGGCACCUUUUACUUGGGCAAGGAACUGGGAGGCUGGGACGAUCCAGUCGAACCGGAAAUCGGUAAACCAAAGCUAGAAACAGAAGAUUCUGUUGAGACAGAAAGUUCUUCGGGUGGCCAAUCAGUAGAAAAGAAGGUCCCUAGUUUCCAGAACACUUUCUUCGAUGACGAGGACAAACGUAAACUUAAGCGCAAGAAGGAGGAUUUGGAGAAAAAGUUUUGCCCCAGGGGGAGCAUCUGCGAGCCACCUCCAAAGCCUCUGAGCGAAAGCGUUGGCGAUGCUCUCUAUGACACCUGGCUGGCCCUUAAAAAGAUUCCAUCCUACUGGAGCAGCGCAGCCGAAUCCUUGGCAACUAGCAUUUGUCGUUUUAUUAAGGGGGAUAGAUAAGUGAUAUAUUUAAAUUACCUUUUAUAAAUAACAAGCUAUAAUAUACCUUGCAUUGUAUUAAAAGAAGCAAGUCCAUAGAAACCAUUUAAAAGACUUUUGGUUAACAAAACUUAGCAAGCUUUCCCUUUAACAUUAAAAAACAAGUAUUUCAAUUUAACAACCGAUAUGCAAUAGAUAAAUUUGUUUUCACACAACCCAAAUUAAAAGCAUGUCUUCAAAAUUAAUGGCUCG